CCCGCACACAGGAGAGAGGAAAAAUUAAAAAGAAGCAAUAUACGUCUUGGAUUUUUAGUUUGGUAUAUAUCUUUUGCAGAAGAUCAGGGAUCGGAGUGUGCAGAGCAGGCACUGCUUGAUGAUCCAAAGAUCAGGGAUCGGAGUGUGCAGGGCAGGCACUGCUUGAGGAUCCAAAGUCACCAUGGCUCCGGGAAAUCUGGAUAACAAGGGCAAGGGCAAGGCUGUGCUGAAUGAUGAUGAUGAUAUCUCUGCGCCAACAAUGCCGGUGGAGGCGAUUGGCUCCUCAGGAGGACAGCCAGCGAGGUCGUCGGCUCAGGCCAUUCCUCCAGCUGCGGCGAUGGCAGCGCCGCCGUUGAUCCAUCGUGGAUCCCAGUCCCAGCAACUUGACAAGAGCCUCAUCGUCCUCAUCAAAUGCGUCAUGCAGCAGUGCGUGACGGGGAUGGAGGCAGCGAACACCGAGGCGGCGAACAGUGCUCUGGUCGCCCUGUCGUCCGCCUCAUCCCUCGACGGCGACCCCAUCCAGCGCCUGACGUCCGCCUUCGCCGAGGCGCUCGCACGGCGCGCGCUAGCGUUGCUGCAGGGCCUGUCCUGGUCGGUCCAGGGGCAGCUCCGCACGCCUCCGUCGCCGGCGUACGCCGGCGUGGCGCGCCAGUGGUUCCACUCGCUGAACCCGCUCCUCCGCGGCGCCAGCUUGGCCGCCAACCACGGCAUCGUCAGGGCGGUGGAGGGCGAGCAGGUGGUGCACGUCGUGGACCUCGGCGGCGCCAACCCAAGGCAGUGGAUCGAGCUGCUCCGCCUCCUCGCGGGGCGCCCCGGCGGCGCGCCGUCGUCGCUGCGCCUGACCAUCGUCAGCGAGCACGCCUUCUUCCUGAGCUGCGCCACCGAGCUGCUCACCGCGGAGGCCGCGCGCCUGCACCUCUCCUUGGCGGUCCACACGGUGCAAGCCCACAUCGACAACUUCUCGGCGACCGUGCUCGCGUCCCUCGGCGUGCAGCGCGGGCCGGCGCUGGUGCUGUCGUCGACGCUGCAGCUCCACCGCCUGAUCGCCGACACGGCCGUCGUCAGGCACGCGGACCGGGAGCACGAGACGAUGACCAGGGCGGACGUGCUCCUCCGCCUGCUCCGGGACCUGUCCCCGAAGGUGCUGGUGCUGACGGAGCAGGAGGCGGACCACAACAACGGCGAGGGGCGCGGCGCGGGGGCGCUCUGGGACCGCGUCAACAACGCCUUCGACUACUACGCGGUGCUGUUCAACGAGCUGGAGGUCUCCGGCGUGCCGCGCGGGUCGCUGGACCGCGCCGUCGUGGAGCGGCUGCACCUCCGGGAGGAGAUCAUGGACAUCGUCGCCCGUGACGGCGCGGCGCGGCGGGAGCGGCACGAGAAGAUGCAGCGCUGGGUGCCGCGGAUGGCAGCGGCUGGGUUCCAGCCCGUGCCGGUGACCAUGGACGGGUUCAGGGAGGCGACGAGGCUAGACCGCCGGCGGUCGACGUCGGACGCUGACAGGCAAAGGCCGCUGUAUCGGGUGACCGCGGUGAAGGAGAUGGGGUGCUUCUACGUGCACUCGUGCUCGGCCCCUAUGUUCUCGGUUUCGUUUUGGCAGCCGGCGCCGCCCCGCGACGAUCAGCAGUGA
This is a messenger RNA of Sorghum bicolor (sorghum), 1630 nucleotides long. RefSeq names its product scarecrow-like protein 3. The coding region runs from base 182 to 1630 and encodes 482 amino acids. Gene Ontology annotation, biological process: regulation of DNA-templated transcription. NCBI's taxonomy places the organism in Eukaryota, Viridiplantae, Streptophyta, Magnoliopsida, Poales, Poaceae. Gene Ontology annotation, molecular function: DNA-binding transcription factor activity; sequence-specific DNA binding. Gene Ontology annotation, cellular component: nucleus. The record is from RefSeq and is a predicted model, not a curated record. The transcript has 3 exons.